GGGGUGAAGGCCAUGGACGUCAACCAGCCCAAGCAGGAGCAUUUGCUGGCUCUGAAAGGACGAGAGGACACAGUGUUAAACCGGGUCAGGGGAGGCUUAGGCGGUGCGUUAGGAGGGAUUCCUUCGCAGGAAGGGUGAUCAGACACUGGCAUGGGCUGCCCAGGGAGGUAGUGGAGUCACCGUCCCGGAAAGUAUUUAAGGAACAUGGACGUGGCACUUGAUGCCGUGGUCUAUUUGACAAGGUCCUGUUUUCCACUGAUCUAUGCAUCAUGAGGCAAGGAAAUUCUUGUAAAUAAGAUGUUUCAGUCUAGAUACAAGAAUCAUUAUCAAGAGACUGUUUUCCUAAGAAUCACUGGAUUCCUACUGUUCGAGCAUGGAAGUGGUCUUGCACUAUCGACCACAUCAGAGAGAUCUAAUAAAACUGCAGAAAUUUGCAGAAGCAGCAGUGAAGGAGUUUCCCAUUCGCCAAUUACCAAGAUUUGCACCCUGGUUUCCAAAUGAUUUACGCAGACUUCCCCUCAAACCAAAAAAGCAGGCACCUGUUAUUUCUUGUGAGGAAGUGGAAGAAUUGAAACAGCUUUCUACACCUUCAGAAUAUGUUACAGGAUCUCCUGAUUAUGACUGCACAAAAAAUCUCUUUGAGUUUCACUCUAUCAUGAAACAUGGUCCAACUUUAAUCCAAGCACAGGCUGUUCACAGACCAAUUAACUUGGACUGUCAAGGAGAACCACCACCUAACGGAAAACAGAAAUUGAAAAGGUCUUGGAGUGUCUCUCUCCCUAGAGCUAAACUCAGAGAAAAGAUUCAUCCUUUAUCUCAAGAACUGCAGAAUAAUUUGGAAAGACUAAAGCUGCAUGCAUUUUGUAGAGCCAAGUGGACAAUUGAACAGUCUCUUUGUAAAAAUCAGAAUUUGGAGGACAUAUGGGUAAAAUUGAAUAGACUCAUUAAACAGAAUGAAUUGCCAUCUUGCAAUGCUACUAUCCAAAGAUCUGUGGGACAGAUAUGGAUUUUCUGUGAUAUAUUAUACUGUGAAUAUGUUAGAAAUAUUCUCAGGGAAAAGCUUAGCCUUACAGAUAAAAUGAAUUUGCUUGUACAUAAAUAUGGAAUUAUAUUUAGUUUAUAACUUCAGAUGUAAUUUAAUAAUAACAUUACUGUCAGAAAUACUAAAGUUUUUAAACACUUUAGAAUAUGUAGACCUUAGAACAACUGAUAAAUUAACAGUAAGAAAACUACUUAUGUUACUUUGCUAUGAUUUUCUAACUAUAAUGAUAUAUUUCUUUAACUUUGUUUUGCCUCAAGACUUAGACUUCUGUUAAGAUUAGUAAGUUUCUGUUUGUCUUAGUACUGUGUUUUAUAGCUUUUCUCUACCUUGGUGGUCUAAAGGAAAAAAUUAAAGUAAGAAUUCCAGACUAUUCCAAGCUAUAUCAGAUAAUAAAAUUAAUGCUUUAAAUUAAGCAAAGUAUGUCCUCUCUGCUUCAUUGGAAUUAGGAGAAGGAAAGAUGUUUUUAAAUUGUUGUAAUAAUUGCUAUAAUAGCUGUAAGUGACAUUAAGAUUUUCAAGAUCUGAUUAUCUCCUGAAAGCAGUCUGUGAGUUUUUUUAAUGAUGGCAUAUCCCUCCCAUGAAAUACAAACUUACUUUAUGUGGGAUAUAUGCACUCUCUUAGUAAUGUUUGCUAUAUUUUCACAGAAGUAUUAAUGAUAGCUUCAGUGGAAGUUGUGGGCUGAAAAAUAACUAACAACUUAAUAAUUGCUGCUUUAUGCCUUUGAUAAUUUCUUUUCCUGAUGUUUCUGGUUUUUUGUCUCUAAUUAUAUUUGGGAACAAGAAAACACUAGCUUCCAGGUAAAAGUGAGGAAAUUAAGAAAUGAGACAUCUAUCUGAAACCUCUUUUGUCUUUGAGAAUUUGAAUACCUUUUAUGGUCAUAAAAGGCAGAGUUCAGGAUGACUUUUUGUCUUCUAAAAGAAUGAAGUGUUCCAAGGUCAUGCUGUCCCUGCUCAGUUGAAACUUUGGAGGGUCAGUAGAGAAGUUAAACUGGGAUCAAUAUGACUGCAAGGUUAUGCAUUUGAACUCCUACUAAUUCUAGAUAGUUUUGAUGUAGCUGGAGGUCAAGGUUUGUAGCAUCUGGAAAAGGAGGAAAACAGCAUUUGUAGAUUAUUACAUUAUCAUUAUUGCCACUCACACCAAAGUAUGUAUAAGCGUAACAGGGAUCCCUCUGUAAAAAAAAAAAUGAAUCCCCCUCAGACUUAACAUUCUUAUAACAUCCUGGUGUUGGAUACCUAUAUUUUAUUGUAGGCAUUACAAUUUUUUAAGAUAAAAAUUUCUCCAUUUGAGUCACUGACAUAUAUUUUUAAACUUUGACUGAAUUUUAAGACAUUUAUAUAUGUCUUAUAUUUGAGAUGUUUGUGACAUUUAAUAUGACUGCUUAGCAAAAUUGAUGCAAAAUUCUCUCUAGACUGCAUUUUAACUGCAGUAUUGAGGGUUGUUAUUAGGUUUAAAGCCUAUAUAGUCAAUUUUUUUGCUGACAUUAUAUUUCUGAGCUCAACAUUAAGAGUAACUAAACUUCUUUGUGCAUCAGCAUUUUUGAAGAUAAAAUGAAAUAAAAUGCAGUGUGAUUUGAGUUCUAUUUAAUGUAUUUUGUAUCUAGGAUCUUGGAAGAGAUGAUACAUUUCCUAACAAUAAUUUAGUACUUCUAAUAAAUGUGAUAAUAUAUCUAUCUAGUUUGUUUUGACUUCAUUCUGUGAUGUAUUUAUUUAUUUUCUGAAACAUGACUUAACUUUUUCUUUAGAAACAGCAAAUACUAGUUAUACAGGCAUAGUGUGAAUUUGAAUAAAAUUUGAUAAUGCAAA
Agelaius phoeniceus (red-winged blackbird) is the source of this 2844-nucleotide messenger RNA. Lineage: Eukaryota; Metazoa; Chordata; Aves; Passeriformes; Icteridae. The record is from RefSeq and is a predicted model, not a curated record.